Molecule: messenger RNA, 3592 nt
Organism: Varanus komodoensis (Komodo dragon)
Lineage: Eukaryota; Metazoa; Chordata; Lepidosauria; Squamata; Varanidae
Gene: TIPRL
Product: TOR signaling pathway regulator
Exons: 7
Coding region: 115-921 (268 amino acids)
Biological process (GO): TOR signaling
Cellular component (GO): cytosol
Source: RefSeq, a predicted model, not a curated record
CCGGCGCCUGUUUUGGGGAGGGAAGGUAGAGUCCCCCAUUUUUCUGAGAGCUUUUCUCUUUUUAGUGCCUACGAAAGCCUUUCUUUCUGUGCUCGCUCCGUUGCCGCCGCCAUCAUGAUGCCCGUUUUCAAAAGCAGCCGACGCGACUUCAACUUCGGGCCGUGGAAGCUGACGGCCGCUCGGACUCACAUCAUCAAGUCGGCCGAGGCCGAGAGAUUAGCUGAAGAGUUGCACAUGCCUUGUGUACCAGAAAUGAUGUUUGGAGACAAUGUCUUAAGAAUUCAGCAUGAAUCUCGUUUUGGGAUAGAGUUCAAUGCAACUGAUGCUUUAAGAUGUGUAAACAACGCUCAAGGUAUGGUUAAAGUUGCUUGUGCAGAGGAAUGGCAAGAAAGCAGGUCUGAGUCUGAGCACACAAAAGAAGUUGUUAAACCAUAUGACUGGACCUAUACAACAAACUACAAAGGAACUCUGCUAGGUGAUACGUUAAAGUUAAAGGUGUCUGCCACAACAGAACAUAUAGAUACAGAGAAACUAAAAGCCAGGGAACAGAUCAUGUUUUUUGAGGAAGUGCUUUUGUUUGAAGAUGAACUUCAUGAUCAUGGAGUUUCAAGUCUGAGUGUAAAAAUAAGGGUAAUGCCUUCAAGCUUCUUUGUGCUGCUGAGGUUUUUCUUGCGAGUUGAUGGUGUUCUUAUCAGGAUGAAUGAUACCAGGCUCUACCAUGAGGCCAACAAAUCCUAUAUGUUACGGGAGUACACCUCUAGGGAAAGCAAAAUAUCAAGUUUAAAGCAUGUUCCUCCAGCACUCUUCACGGAUCCAAAUGAGAUUGCUCAGUAUUUACCAGUCAGAGAAAAUAUUUGUGAGAAGCUGGAGUUUCCAGAAAAUGUGUGUCCUGAAUCUGCAGCAGCACCAGAAGGCACUUAAGCACAAUCUCCAUAACUGAGUGGACCUGAAACAGACUGUGUUCUGAAGACCAUGUAACUUCUUGGCCAUUACCAUUGAAGGCUUCACUACUUGCUGGAUGAGAGAUACUUGGAUAUCUGGUGAAUAUUUCAGUAGCUGAGGCUGGGUAGGCCUAAUUUAAAAAUUUUCCAUGUGUUUUCAUUGUUUCUUUAUUUCUGUGUGCUCAGAGUAAGUGAUAAACUGGUUAAGAACUGGAAUAGGCAUUGGAGAAUAAGCCCCGAAAUCAGCAAUUUGGCACAUAAUAAAUUUCAAAAUAGCUUAGUGUUUUGAAAAAAUAAAGACAUAUUCAUAAGCUCAAACAGCUUCUCAGAAUUUUGUUUUAACCUAGGUCCUUCUAGAACAAAACACUAUUUCAUACAAUGCAUAAGAUGGAGCAUAUUGAUUAUGCUUCCUAUAUUAGCUUUGGUUAUUUUCAUAAUUUGCUUCAUGUCUGUCUUUAAUAAGUCAGAUGAGAGGUGCUGUUUCUUAUCUAAAGAAAACUAAAUCCUUCACAGAAUUGAAAGCAAGUUAAGAGCAGAAUAAUUUUGGCCAAGUACAGAUAAGAGUAAGCUUCUGUUCUGCCUGCUUUCUACCAGUUUUUACUUUGUAGCUUUUUAAGCAGGUUAGAUAUAUAUUAGUAAGGUAGUGUGUUUAAAUUACACAGCACCACAUUCUUGAUAGUCUAAAGCAUUUCUUCAAACAUUAUUAGAACAGGCAACUCCAUAUGUUUCUUCUGUAAAGCACUAGUAACUAAGUUUACAGCUUCUUAAGUGGCUGCUGAAAGUAAGUUAGAAAUUCAGUUUUAAAUUAUUGAUAUUUAAAAUAAGCAUUACAAAAAGAUUUUUAUUUGUGUUCAGAUAAGAGUACAAGAUACCUUAAAUGCCACUCGUUCCUUGCCCUCCCUGUAAUGAAAACCUGUGUUGAAUCAGCUUAAGUGCUCUAUUCUGGUUGCAUCUGGUUGGAAGUAAACUAUACAGCCUGGGAAACCUUUUUAAUUGAAUAUUUAUCAAACAUUCAGUCUCAGUCCCUCAGUAUUUCCCCUUUUCUUGCCUGUUUCCCUUGGAGGAAGGCAAGAAAAAAUGAGGAUAUUGGUAACUUGAGGAAAAUGUUAAAACUCAGGUUGCUUUCACUUGUGAUGGUGUGGACUUAAGUGCGAUUCUCUUCCUAGCAUGUGCAUUUCUGCUGGAAUGACUUGUCUAUUGGAUUAAGGGUGAAACAGUAACAGGAUUGCUGGUUCUGUACUAUUCAUCCACUUUGCAGUAGUGAGUAGGUAUUUCAUUAUCUGUGCCUUAGUUUCCUUACUUAUAAAGGGACAGAACCUAUCUCGGGAGUGUCCUGAGAUAUGUAUGAGAUAAGUAUAUGAGAUAAGUAUACCAAUCCUAUGUAUACUUAGUAAGGAGUAAGUUCCAGUGAACACUGAGACUUUCUUCUGAGGUGACACAUGACUGGCCAAAGUUCUAAAGCCUAUCAGGGUUCAUUCAAAAGAAGUAAUGAUCAGGAGAUCACUACAUAUCCACACAGGGGAGAAAUCUUGGCUUCAAUCUGAAAUACAGCUUGCUCUGAAAAAGGGCUUCUUUGCUUGAUAAAGAUACUCAUGGUUUAAAUAACAUACAUAUAAUGAUGUAAGAAUUUAAGAAAAAUUCAGAUGGUCAAGUUGGUAGUGAAUUCAGAAUCCCCCUACUGGUUACACUGUACUUCCAGUUAUGACUACCCUUUUCUUCAGUAAUAAUUCUGUCCAAAUAGGAUGAAGCUUAUGUUUGCUUAAUCCGGGGAAGGAACUAGGAUAAAAUAGGUGCAGUUUUCACAUUGUAUUUAUUCCAUGAAAAGACCUUGGAAAUAAGGUCAAGCGACUCCUGUAAGUAUGAAGAAACAAACUCUGUUGUGUUCAUGUUUCAUUUCAAGUAGUAAAAUGACAUAAUGUGAGAACUGGUUCUUUUUCAAUUGCCUUUUGUUGAUUUACAAGUGUGUUCAAAACCAGGUGUAGUAAUAUUUCUUUAUACGUUUUUCAUUUUUCUCUCAAAAGAUACUCAUAUGGCAAAAGAUAUGGCAAGUUCAGGCCUAGCUGUGAGACAGGCUGAAUUGCUGUACAUUGUAUCCCUUUAAUAGUCUUAUAUGGUAUACACAAAGUUGUGCUAACUACACCCAGUGGCAACCUUUCAUUAAGUUAUCAUGUUUGGUAUCAACAAACAGCAGAAUUUUACACAAGUUUGGGGAGCAUUCCAGUGCCCAAGAGCACUUUAUUGUUGUACGUCAUUGUGUAUACUGUGUCAUACACAAGCAAGCAAAGUUUCCUGUAUGAGAAUUGUCAUAAGCAUUUCCAAACAAAACAAAACAUCCUUGAAUCUUGGUGAGGUACAGUUUACCAUGAAUAUCUUCAGUAUCUCAAGUACUGAACAGAUCCUGCAUUGUAUUACACCCUUUUGUUUCAGUUGGACUUGUACAGGAGCAGUUUACCAUGAAUAUCUUCAGUAUCUCAAGUACUGAACAGAUCCUGCAUUGUAUUACACCCUUUUGUUUCAGUUGGACUUGUACAGGAGCAGUUACUAGUUCAUACUCUAGGUCUGUGCAUGAAUAAGGUUUUUCAAAUUAUGUAGUCAUCUUUGUGAUGGUUUCUACUAUAAGCACCUGCCAUUAAAUAAAAAUUCAUAUUUUA